Messenger RNA from Gilbertella persicaria, 1769 nucleotides. Its product is annotated as kinase-like domain-containing protein. The transcript has 7 exons. Gene Ontology annotation, biological process: protein phosphorylation. The record is from RefSeq and is a predicted model, not a curated record. Lineage: Eukaryota; Fungi; Mucoromycota; Mucoromycetes; Mucorales; Choanephoraceae. Gene Ontology annotation, molecular function: protein kinase activity; ATP binding. The coding region runs from base 407 to 1519 and encodes 370 amino acids.
UGCUUAUUAAAAUUAAACCAUUUGAAGUAGUGACACUUAAACUCAUCUAUUAAAACUUGGCAUGAUCUACUAAAAUACACGCAUUUAAAAUGAUGUUCAUUUGACUCUGUUGAGCAAAUGUUUUGACUGCUUCAUCUUCUGCACCAGGUUGAAUCCAAACAUGCUGUAUACCUAAUUGUUCAGCCAACUGAAGGACUUGGUGUGUGAUGGAGGGUGGUGUAAUAAUAGAAAGAGAUGUUUCUUCAGGAUGAGCAAGUUGCUGAAUGGAGUGGAUGGUGGAUAGACCUUCAAUCGAUGGUUCUUUCUGUAUUUGUCAUUAGCCAUCUUUUUCUGUUUGCAACUUACCGGAUGAACGGGAAUCACAUCAAGUUGGUUAGAUUGAUACCUUUCAAUAGUCAACAUCAUCAUGUUGUAUUCGCACUACUUUACCAGCGUAAUACUUUGUUACCAAACUUUUCUCUUGACGUACUUGCACCGACAACAGCAAAAUAACGACUUGAAAAGAAUCGAUUUGAAGAUAUUAGCUCUUUUCAAAAAGACACAUGAACAAGAUCAGGCACCUCAAUACCCUCCUGAACUCGAUGCUAAAUAUUCGAUUGGUGAAAAGAAACUAGGUGUUGGUUCAUUUGCUGUCGUGAAAGAAUGUACUGAAAGAGCCACUGGUGAGAAAUGUGCAGUCAAGAUUAUCAUGAAGAAAGUGAUUGCUGGUAAACAACACAUGUUGGAUAGUGAACUCGACAUUUUAAAAAAAGUGCGCCAUGCACAUAUUGUCUCUUUGCAUGAUAUCUAUGAAUCAGAUGAAGCUGUCUAUAUCGUGACUGAUCUCUGUACAGGUGGUGAACUCUUUCAACGUAUUAUUGAAAGAGGCACUUAUACAGAAGCCAUGGCUGCUGAUCUUGUACGUCAAAUGUUGGAAGGAUUAGCCUAUUUGCACUCACAAGAUAUUGUUCAUCGAGACAUCAAGCCCGAGAAUUUAUUGUUCAAGACGCCUGAUGAAAACGCAGAGUUGUUAAUUACUGAUUUCGGUCUAUCCAAGUUACUAAAAGACCAUAAUGAGGUAUUAACAACUGCAUGUGGUACACCUGGUUACGUUGCCCCUGAAGUACUUUUGGGCACAGGACAUGGUACACCUGUUGAUAUUUGGAGUGUAGGUGUGAUUAUGUACACUUUACUCAGUGGUUAUACCCCUUUCUAUGGUGAAGACCAAAAUGAACUGUUUGAAGCUAUCAUGAAGGGCCAUUAUGAAUUCGAUGAGGAAUAUUGGUGUGAUAUUUCUGAUGAAGCUAAACACUUUAUCAAUCGACUCUUGACCUUUGAUCCUAAAGAACGCGUAACUGCUGAAGAGGCAUUACAAGAUGUUUGGAUUACAUCCAGACAAGACAAUGGUGUCAAUUUGGCACCCAAUGUCCGUAAAGGAUUUAAUAGUCGUCGCACACUUAAAUCGCUUGUUACUGCUGUGGCUGCUAUUAACAGAUUAAGAGGCCAUGAUCAUCUGGAUGAUAUAGAUGAGACUCCUUAAACAUGAAUUAUCUUCUAUGCUUGGUUUUGUAUUUAUUACAGUUAUCACAAAACCAUUUACCCUUGGGUGCUGCUUUUAGAUCAACACAACCAAUAUGGAACCAUUCAAUAUCACACUAUACAUUUGAAUAAACAUAGGCAAUCGUCUAUUACUUACAUCAGCAUUAUCACAAGCCACCAUUUCUCCAUAAGAAACACUUUGACAAUAACAAUAAACAGGUUCAUUUGGAUCUACAGACAUGUCUGUAUCC